AUGGACGUCAACACAACAAUCCACAGGAGUCUAUUCCACACUUGCUCUUGUACUGGGAGAUUGGUUGGUAACCGCUCAAUUCAUAUCGUUUUAGUGGCUUUGGUUACUGAUGGUGGACUAGGUUCAUGUCCUCAAUUGUGGGUGAAGGCGAGGGAAAUAGUGGUAAAGAGGAUCAGUGAUAGGAUGAUGUUUAUUAAACUAGUUAUAGGCAGGCUUUUUGUGAAUGUUGUUAGUGCAUAUACACCCGAUGUGGGUCUGGAUGAAGAAGUCAAAAGGCUCUUUUGGGAGGAUUUGGAUGAAGUAGUGAGAGGUAUACCUAGUACCAAAAAGAUUUUCAUUGGUGGAGAUUUCAAUGGUCAUAUCGGUACAACUUCUAAUGGUUUUGAUGAUGUCCAUGGAGGCUUUGGUUUUAGAGAAAGAAAUGGCGGUGGGGUUUCUCUCUUGGAGUUUGCCAAAGCUUUUGAGUUGGUUAUUGCUAAUUCGUGUUUUUGA
Molecule: messenger RNA, 492 nt
Organism: Solanum dulcamara
Lineage: Eukaryota; Viridiplantae; Streptophyta; Magnoliopsida; Solanales; Solanaceae
Exons: 4
Coding region: 1-492 (163 amino acids)
Biological process (GO): chromatin remodeling
Cellular component (GO): nucleus
Source: RefSeq, a predicted model, not a curated record